ACAAGAACAGAAGAUACAUGACUUAUGAGGCUACCAGAGGCUACUACACCUCCAGAUUAUUGACAGCCUGCAACUUACUUGCUUCCAACAUGAUAGUAACACAUUCUAAGGUUCGUAAUCGGCUACUUCAGAACGCUGUUGCUAUUCUGUGGGUAAAGGUCCUCAUUUUGUUGAUGGUGGCAUCUUACAAAGAAAAGGAAGUUCGAGAUGGGAACACUUGUUUCAAAUGCUCUCCUCUCAUUCGCGAUGCUGCCAACAAGGAAAACCUCUGGGAAGCUCUGCUGUACAAACACAUCAGCACAGUGAGUAAGGAUAUGGCACCUUGGGGAAUAAUGCCUACAAAGCAAGCCCGGGAUGACGAUGCUGAUCACUAGCAUGAAGGAUACCAAGCAAGCUAAGGAUGAAGUACACGAUGAAGGCAAUGAGGACAAUGAAAACAUGCAAUCCAUAAACAUAGCAGCAGCUCCAAGUUCUUCUGUGUAUGAUAAUAUGAUUGCUACUUUUUAAAGGAAGUGUAUAUGAUAGUUUGAUGUUUCUACAAGAAAGGAAAAAAUGGUUUGAAUUAAGAACAUUCAUCAGUAUGAAUAAAAAACAAUUAUCAGUUCGA
Triticum aestivum (bread wheat) is the source of this 607-nucleotide messenger RNA. RefSeq lists its product as uncharacterized. The record is from RefSeq and is a predicted model, not a curated record. Lineage: Eukaryota; Viridiplantae; Streptophyta; Magnoliopsida; Poales; Poaceae. The transcript is spliced from 4 exons. The coding region runs from base 18 to 374 and encodes 118 amino acids.